Messenger RNA from Mercurialis annua (annual mercury), 923 nucleotides. Its product is annotated as remorin-like. Lineage: Eukaryota; Viridiplantae; Streptophyta; Magnoliopsida; Malpighiales; Euphorbiaceae. The record is from RefSeq and is a predicted model, not a curated record. The transcript is spliced from 5 exons. Bases 140 to 730 code for a protein of 196 amino acids.
UAUAAUAUCUCAACCAACAUCACUCUAUUAUUAUUAUUAUUCACUUGUUAUCUUCUUCUUUCUUUCUUGCUCAGGAAUCUUUUCCAAAUUCCAUUUCCACUUUUUUCCUGUAACUUUCUAAAUUUAGAUAUUUAUUCAUAUGGCUGAGGAAGCGCCUAAGCUUGAAUCCUCUGAGCCAGCUCCGGCUCCGGUACCGGCUGAACCACCCGUCGAAGCGCCUAAAGAUGUAGCUGAGGAGAAAUCUGUAAUUCCUGCUGUUCCUCCUCCUGAAGAAAAGCCCUCCGAUGACUCUAAAGCUAUCGUUGCUGUUGAAAAGGCUACAGAACCUGAUGAACAGAAAACUACUGAGGGUUCUGUGAAUCGAGAUGCUGUGCUGGCAAGAGUUGAAACGCAGAAAAGAAUGUCACUUAUCAAAGCAUGGGAAGAGAGUGAAAAGAGCAAAGCAGAGAACAAAGCCCAUAAAAAAUUAUCAGCAAUUGUUUCAUGGGAGAACAGCAAGAAAGCAACCAUUGAGGCUGAGCUUAAGAGUAUUGAGGAGCAACUAGAGAAGAAAAAGGCCGGGUAUGUGGAGAAAAUGAAAAAUAAAAUAGCAAUCACUCAUAAGGCGGCAGAGGAAAAAAGAGCGAUGAUUGAAGCUCAACGCGGGGAAGAUCUUCUAAAAGCGGAAGAGACCGCAGCCAAGUACCGUGCUACUGGAACUGCUCCAAAGAAGCUUCUUGGAUGUUUUUAAGCUAAAUUCAUCAGGUUUGGAAAUGAACAUUGUUUCUUAAUUUGUAUAUUUCUUUUAUGACUUCAUUAUUUGUUCUUUAUUGGUUGUGUGAUUGUAAUCAAAUGUUUAUUUUAUUAUUAUGUGUGCACGUAUUGGUGUAUAUACCAUUUGAAAUCCUUACUCAAAUUAAUUUGUAAGAAGCAUUAUUCAUCAA